UUAUUUGCAUUAGGGCUCAGAAGAAACGUUUGCCCUCUGACUUUUGUCAUGAGUUUCUUGACUCUGCAAGCAACUCCCACUAAUACCGUUAUCUCAUCUGAACUCGAGAAUAAUCUGCAACUGCCUAUUUACUUUUCCAACUCGGCUGUAGAAUCUGCAUUUCUUUGUCCCCUCAGUCCCCUCAAUCGGAAAGUGAACUUGCUCAGAGCUUUCUGUUGGCUGGGGAUUUUGAUGCUGAGUGGAAGUCACAACAGAAUAACUAACUAUUUUGAAUACGCAGGACCACAACCAGGAAAACCAGCAGAAACCAUCUUCUGAGGGAGGGAGUCGGGAUGUAGACCUGUUCAGAAACCUGUCAGGUGUUGUAAACACCUGCAGAACAGGAAGAACACCUCCUGUUGCUAUGGUUUCACUCAGUAACAGGCAAUACCUGUACCUAUGUUCUGUGAGCUUCAGUGGAAGGAGGAGGGGAAAUCAUCUCGCAUCGGCUCUGCCUACAGGCUGGCCCUUCGAUGAAAAUUCUGUCAUCCAUCUGUUACAUAUUAACCAGCCGUUUCAACAUUUUCUCUUUCAUUACACUCAUCGGCCAAAAGCAGGAGCAGCUCCACCACCAACAAUGGCCAGCUGCAGUAUGGAUCCAGGCCCUGAGAAGUUGUCUCACAUACAGGGUCAGGUGAAUGAUGUAAAGGGCAUCAUGUCACAGAACAUUGAAAAGGUUCUGGAAAGAGGAGAAAAACUGGAUGACCUGAUCAUUAAGACAGAUGAUCUCCAAGCAUCUGCUGACACUUUUCAGAAAACUUCCACAAAGAUUGCAAGGAAAAUGUGGUGGAAAAACACAAAAAUGAUCAUCAUCAUUGUGCCUUCGAGAUAUGUGACAGCAGGUUUACCAAGUGCUAUAAUAAAGGCUGGCAUGCCAAGAGAUGGAAGAGCAAGGAGAAACAAACAGUAGCAAAGGAGGGAUAUAGCAAGCAAGGUUACAUUAUAACUGAAUCAAACUUUGUGUACAGAAAUAGGAAUUUAUCAAAAAAGUGUGCAAAUGGCUUCAUUGUUUCUAGUGUUUUCGUGAUGUAACCAAUGAAGACUAAAGAAAGGGGGAUUAUAAACAGAGGAAGUACAGAAUAAUGAUCUAGAUAUAUUUUACUUCAAACAGCUAGACUAUAAGUCAGCACCACUGCUUGUUUACUUAUGUUGCUUACCUGCCAUACCAUUAUUUCAGUGCAGUACUUGGGCAUAGUUCAGAGUCAGACAUUGUCAAACUAGAUCCCAUCUGCACUCUCAGGUAACUAUAAAUGAUCCAGUUACGCUAUUUGAAUGGAAUACCUAGAGACCGAGCCAAGAUUUAUUUCUUAGUCUGAGACUAUUUCAUCAUUAAUCUUUUCGUGUUCUUGCUGUGCACAAAUUGGCUGCUAGGUUAUCUACCUGUCAAUGAUUUUAAUUCAAACAAUUUCAUAGAUUGUAAAGCACUUUGUGAUAUCCUGUAGUCAUAACAUGUAUGAUGUAAUUCAAAUUCUUUCCUUUUCUUAAUUCAUCAAGUAAUUAUUGUCACUGAUAAGCUAAAAGGAUCUUAGGAGUGGGAUAAAUAACCUGUUACUAUUUAAAUUAACUCCCUGUGUGACAGUGUAAAGAAUUGUUGAUGGGAAUAUAAACGAUGGCUGAAAUGGCUCCAAUCAGUCCAUGCGUCUUUUUGAGCUUUUCAUUAUUGUUUAUAUAAGACACCAUGUCACUAAGUAUAAACAGAAAUAGCCAGACUGCAUGAUCAACACAUCAAAAUAGCCCUGCUGCAUGCUUGUUUUUUUUUAUUUAUAUCAAGUGAAACAAAACACUUUAAAUAGAAUAUGCAGGAAUCAUAACAUCAAACCGCAGCUCAAAAUCUCAGAGCAUGGCACUUCUUAUCCGGGCUGGGACUGGCACCAAUACACACUAACCCACCUACAAUGGUGGCUGGAUCUUUCAUAGCCAUUCAUUCCUGGAGUGGGACUUUUACACAGCUCAACACUGGCUCAGAAGCAGAAGAACUAGCCACUCCAGCCUCAUUAGGUCAAUACUUCCAGUGCAGCACCAAAAGCAGUAUCAAAUCAUACUUGUCAGCUCACAAAGUACCCUUUCUCCCAGUCAAGGAAGGCACAACUUGUUAAUUUUACCUUGACAGUAAACACACAAGUCAUUCAUCUCAUCAUCCUUUAAUAGGAUUAAAAACAGUCCUACACACCUACUCUUUCUCAAUCAUCCUGCAAUAUUUACCCUUCAAAUAUUUAUCCAAUUCCCUUUUAAAAGUUAUUGAAUGUUUCCACCUUCCAUUAAGCAGUUAAUUUGUGAUCAUAGAAAAAAGCUGUGUACUUUUUCAAGUUGCUCCCAGUUUUUUUAGCCAAUGACCGAAAAUCUGUCUUCCAGGUUUCAACUGUCUGCCACUUGUAACUAUUUGUUCUUAUUAACACUAUUAAAGUACUUCAUUUUGAACACCAUUAUCAACCCUCCAAAGUUAUGCCUAACAGCUUUCACAACUUAUCAGAUUUUCAUACAAUUUUCAAAAGAGGCGUAGGCAUAUCCCACAGUCCCUGUUACUACAAGCCCUUUAAAUUUAUACCACUUAAUUUAUACUUACUCUUAUUCUUUCUAGAAAAUCUUGAAGCAUUUACACAAAUAAUCUGAUUCCAAUAGUACAAUGUAAAGCAUGUACGUGGUCUAGAAUUUACUGGAAGUGAACUACUGUUGCUCUUUUACAAAUGUCUGAGACUGCCAUUUGCUUAUGGUGGAAGUUACCUGUGUACAAACUUUUUUUUGACAUCACAAGGAUAAUUUAAACUACUUCAUUUGUUAUAAAAACUGCCAAAGUCAUACCAUUGCGGAAAUCUACUACUGUUUUGACAAACUAUUCCAGCUGUCCAUGGGUGUAAUAGUCAUGGGUAGCUAGUUCAUGAGUAUGAAGCCAGGGAACUCAUAACAUGCUUUGCAGUAGUUCAUUAUCUGUACAACAGAAGCCAUUUAAAGACUGAGAUGGCUUAUAUGUCAGACAGUA
Messenger RNA from Chiloscyllium plagiosum (whitespotted bambooshark), 3016 nucleotides. RefSeq names its product vesicle-associated membrane protein 8. The record is from RefSeq and is a predicted model, not a curated record. Gene Ontology annotation, cellular component: membrane. Gene Ontology annotation, biological process: vesicle-mediated transport. NCBI's taxonomy places the organism in Eukaryota, Metazoa, Chordata, Chondrichthyes, Orectolobiformes, Hemiscylliidae.